Colletotrichum higginsianum IMI 349063 is the source of this 330-nucleotide messenger RNA. RefSeq lists its product as uncharacterized. Lineage: Eukaryota; Fungi; Ascomycota; Sordariomycetes; Glomerellales; Glomerellaceae. The record is from RefSeq and is a predicted model, not a curated record. The coding region runs from base 1 to 330 and encodes 109 amino acids. The transcript has 2 exons.
AUGCUUCGAUCCGAGCGUGGACAGCCGGCCAUCGGCGCUCUGUGGCCUUUCGAUGCUGGAGCUGAGGUGGGAGAUAGCUCUCUUCUACGCACGUCGCGAACUGUCCGCUCCCUGAGCUCGGACUUCACGUCCGUCAAGUACAACCUUCUCUGUCUCCUGAACACUGCUGUUCUUGCCAAAUUCAGCGAAGCUGGCAACAUCACGACUUACCAAGUAAAGAAAGGGCUGUUGACAACGUACUUGGUGGCCAAUGGGGCAAAGCUUGCCCGUGUCUUAUCCGCCGAGAUACUUGGGCUCGAGGAGCUCAUCGGCACAGAGUGGGCCCGAUGA